Carassius auratus (goldfish) is the source of this 396-nucleotide messenger RNA. RefSeq names its product guanine nucleotide-binding protein G(I)/G(S)/G(O) subunit gamma-5-like. Lineage: Eukaryota; Metazoa; Chordata; Actinopteri; Cypriniformes; Cyprinidae. The transcript is spliced from 3 exons. Gene Ontology annotation, molecular function: G-protein beta-subunit binding. The coding region runs from base 38 to 256 and encodes 72 amino acids. Gene Ontology annotation, biological process: G protein-coupled receptor signaling pathway. Gene Ontology annotation, cellular component: heterotrimeric G-protein complex. The record is from RefSeq and is a predicted model, not a curated record.
AACUUCCGCAAACUCUCUUCGGAGUCCGUCAGUCAUCAUGUCCAACAAUAACGCGAGCAGCAGCAGUGUGGCUGUGGCGCAGAGAGCCGUCAAACAGCUCAGACUAGAGGCCAAAAUACGACGAAUUAACGUUUCUCAAGCUGCCACAGACCUGAAGAACUUCUGCCUGCAGAACGCCCAUAAAGACCCGCUGCUGGUGGGUGUGCCGUCCAGUGACAACCCCUUCCGCCCGCCCAAGUCCUGCGGCCUCCUCUGAACAUCUGCUGUCUGAUCACAUCCAGAUGCGUUUCAGAUGAUGUGGCUGUCUUCUGCUGUCUGUUUCUACCUUUACACUACUCCAUAAAGACCUCCUGGAGCACUACACACACACAAACACUACUUAGCAUAGCAAAAAAA